Brassica oleracea var. oleracea is the source of this 717-nucleotide messenger RNA. RefSeq lists its product as uncharacterized. Bases 100 to 582 code for a protein of 160 amino acids. The record is from RefSeq and is a predicted model, not a curated record. NCBI's taxonomy places the organism in Eukaryota, Viridiplantae, Streptophyta, Magnoliopsida, Brassicales, Brassicaceae. The transcript is spliced from 7 exons.
AUCAUCAUUACUUUGGCUUCUUUCCAAGUUUGAUUUGUGACGAAAGAUUCUGCUUCGAGCAGUGAAAGCAAAUCCGAAGAAGCAGCGAACAUCCUCCAGAUGGGAGAUACUUCAUUUCUCGAUAGAAUGCUUCUCCAGCUUCGCUCCACUUGCAAGUACUACAGUGGUUACCCUAAGGAUCUUGGGCCAUCGCGUGUUAUCCAUUUUACAUCAGAAAGAGAGUUUGUCCAGCUUCUUCACCAAGGCUAUCCUGUCGUUGUCGCAUUCACCAUUAGAAGCAACUACACACAACAUCUUGACCGGAUGCUUGAGGAAGCUGCUGCUGAGUUCUAUCCCAACAUCAAGUUCAUGCGUGUUGAGUGCCCCAAGUAUCCCGGGUUCUGCAUUACUCGCCAGAAAAGUGAAUAUCCCUUCAUUGAGAUAUUCCAUAGCCCACAACAAGCUGGUAAUGAAGGAAAGGUACAGGAUCCAAAUGUCACCCGCUAUUCUGUGAAAGUCGUACCUUACAAUUAUGACAUGAGUCCUUAUGGGUUCAGAGAGUUCUUCAAGCGCCAGGGAGUUCGUACUUCGGAUCCGAAGUGAUGCAACUUGAAGGUCGGUGUGUAUUCAAAAAGCUUUUGAGUGUAUCAAUUGCUUCUAUGAGCUACCAAUGACUGUUUUUAAGAACUAUUGUAAUACUACUUUUUCCUUCAAAAGAAAUAAACAAAAUCAUUUCUG